GUCCUUUUCCGAAGGUAGCUGCACUGUAAAGCUUCCGAAUCCAUCCAAUGAUUUGAUAGAUGGAAGGUGGGCGAAAUGAGGUGGUGGUGACAUCGUCUUCAAGCAUCGUCUCCGACUUUGCAGCUUUUCGGAGUGACUGCCCCUUGAAGAAGUUCGCGCAACCCCACUCUCACUUGGAAUGGACGUACUUUCAGGCCGGUCCCGGCGAUGCCACUCCUUUGGUGUUUCUUCAUGGGACUAGCAGCACUGCUGCCGCAUUCUUCUACCAGGUGCAGUCGCUGAGCAGGAAGGGCUACUAUGUCAUCAGUGCGCAGUACCCUGCCUUCUCCAGCCCAGAGGAGUGGUGCAAGGGCUUCGACCGCUUUCUGGACGCGAUGAAGUGCCGGGCUGCUCACAUUGUAGGAGCUGGGCUCGGUGGGUUUCUGGCGCAGCACUAUGCAGCAAGAUACCCAGCGCGCGUAAGGUCCCUGGUGUUGUGCAAUUCCUUCGCAUCUACAUACGCCUUCGCCGCAAGAGCCGGCACGUGGAGCAGCUUGAUCCCAGUGAUGCCGAGUAUGUUUCUGCGGCAGGCAAUGCAAGACACCCUGCCGCAGGGAGGCUUCAUGGAGAUGUCGGCCAAGCAGGCCAUCGACUGGGUGGGCCAGCAGAUGAAUGACCUGAGCGGCGAGGAUUUGGCCAGCAGGUUGAGCCUCAACUGUACUGGCAGCCAAGUUCCAUCGCUGCAGCUUGAGAAUCGCCAGAUCACCAUCUUGGAGUCCAACGGAGAGACCAUGGUGCCGGACGAACUGCGGCGUCAAUUGAGAAUCCAAUACGGUGGCGCCAGCUUUGCAGAGCUGAAAUCCCGUGGGGACUUCCCGUACUUGUCGCGGCCAGAGGAGGUGACGCUCUUCAUCGAGGUGCACAUGCGGCGCUUUGGAGACUUCAUCGGCUAUCCAACAGGUGACACGCCUGCAGCUGGUUACCUGGAAGAGCUGCCGAGCUGGGAAGAUCCCUUGGCACUGCGCGAAGAACCGGAGCGGCGGCAGGUGUGGAAGAAUCCUUUCGAGGACGAUGACUUGCUUUAGCGAGAAGCUCCUAGCAUUGGUUGACAUGAUGUACAUAGGUUUGCCGGCCGUGGACAAGUCUGAUUGUCUCAGCUUUUCGUCGUGGUGGCAGCUGAGCCCGAUUGUGUAUUGUCUUGCGUCUUUCGCAGCAAAGACAUGUUGCAGCUUCAAUACAGGGUUAAACUUUUGAAUAGGUUGCUUUGCGAUCAUUGUAAC
Molecule: messenger RNA, 1259 nt
Organism: Effrenium voratum
Lineage: Eukaryota; Dinophyceae; Suessiales; Symbiodiniaceae
Source: the annotation of a GenBank genome assembly